GGUGACUGCUGUGGCACAGUCAGUCGUUGGACAAGACCACAGGUACGCCGUCACGGUCUGGUAGAAAGCCGACUACCGGGUUGCAUCGGGCACCUGCAGCCUGAACAAGAUGUCCAACGAAAGGACUUUCUCCUUCGAAAGCCAUGACGAACACUCCAUGCAGCUGCAACAGCAAGAACAACCGCCAUACGACGUCUCCAACACCGACAUACUACCUCCUCCUCCGCCUUACGCAUCUCCUCCAUCGCAACAGCACCCAUCUCCUGCCUCUCCUCCGACCUCCUCUAGACGGCGUCCUAUUCCUCCAGACACUCGUUUGUUGAGUGACCUCACUCCUACAAGAAGCGGCUCAAGACAACAGAUACCUCGUGAUCUUGAAGAUAUCCCGCCUCCACCCCCUCCUCACAGAACUAGUCCGAACCGCCUCUUAAGAGAAGGAUCUGCGUUCUCACAACCUUACCAAUCAUACUCGGAUGUCACACCAGGAAUGGACAACCAUGUACCUGAAGUGCCAGGAGCGCAACUCUACUCAAUAGGGCAGGGUGUGGCAGGUCGUAAUCCACGUGAAAGCGGCGUGGAAGCCAUGCGCUCGGGCCUAAGGUCUCAUUCACCGUACCAAAGCGAUUCACGGGACUCAAGCCCAUACGGCAAAGGACGGCCUCUCUCGCAACUGCCGCAAAGAAACUCCUUUGGUUCACCAUUCGCUCUUGCUGCUGGAGCUGCCACGCCUGGUUGUAGCACGCCGACUGGUCGCCCAAGUCCCAGGUCAUCCGCCCUGUCCAGCAGCAAUAUUCCGAUGGACCAUUACGCCUCAAACCUGAGCCUUGAGAUGCCUUACUCUGACCAGCGUGAUGGCCCCUACCGAACACCUUACAACACGUCGUUGGAUUCCGCAAAUAUCAUGAAUCAGGCUAGCAUCAACCCGCAUAACAUUCUGGAUGAUGGAGAUGAUGAACAACACAAUGCAGAACAACAAACGACUCAACCUAAAAGCCAUGGUAACCUAGGGCCUACUGCAGCCGCCGCUGCCACUGGAGGUGCGCUUGCAGGAUUGUUCGGCAGGAAGUCUAGGAAGUACACUCCGAACGGUACAUACGACGCUGUCGGCUCCAGUUCAAAAGCAGAAAAGAGUGAAUGGCUAGCACGGCAGACUCAGGGGAAGAAGAGGAUGAGACUGUUGAUUGGACUGGCAAUAGUGCUCGUCACCGUCCUAGCCAUUGUUGGUGGCGUUGUUGGCGGCGUACUUGGGAGUCAAAACUCAAAGAAAUCCACUUCCAGCAGCAGUUCAGACACCAACAACGCUGCUGGAGACACAGCCGCCAAUGGAGAUCUCGACAAGAAUUCGGCCGAGAUCCAGGCACUGAUGAAUAACAAGAACCUACACAAGGUCUUUCCAGGAAUAGACUACACGCCAUGGGGAACUCAAUAUCCGUUGUGUUUCACUUAUCCUCCAUCUCAAAACAACGUCACACGAGACAUGGCAGUCCUUUCCCAGUUGACUAACGCUGUCCGUCUCUAUGGCACCGACUGCAAUCAGACCCAGAUGGUCCUCCAUGCCAUUGACAGACUAGAGCUGACAGACAUGAAAGUGUGGAUGGGAGUCUGGAUUGACACAAAUCAAACUACCACUGAUCGACAGCUACAACAAAUGUACGAGAUCUUGGCCAACACUACUGAUUUAUCGAUCUUCAAAGGUGUCAUUGUUGGCAAUGAAGCUUUGUAUCGCGCAGGUGUGGACAAGGCGCAAUCGGAGCAGGAACUGAUUGAUAUCCUGAACGAGGUCAGAUCAAAUUUCUCCAGCAAGAGCUACGAUCUCCCCAUUGCCACCUCUGAUUUGGGAGACAACUGGAACGCUCAAUUGGUUACCGCCGUGGAUUACGUGAUGUCCAACAUUCACCCAUUUUUCGCUGGUGUGACGCCCGACGUGGCUGCCAGCUGGACGUGGGACUUUUGGCAAACUCAUGAUGUCGUCUUGACUCAAGGCACGUCCGUCAAAAACCUCAUCAGUGAGACUGGUUGGCCAAGUGGAGGUGGUGAAGAUUGUGGUGGAAGUACUGGCGCAUGCACCACGGGACAGAGCGGUUCCGUGGCCAAUGUCACUGGCAUGAACACUUUUAUGGACAACUGGGUCUGUCAGGCCUUGGAGAAUGGGACCGAGUACUUCUGGUUCGAGGCUUUUGAUGAACCCUGGAAAGUCAUCUAUAAUACAGCCACGGAGCAGUGGGAAGACAAAUGGGGUCUCAUGGAUCCGGGCAGGAACUUGAAAACUGGUCUUCAGAUACCUGAUUGCAAUGGGAAGACUGUUGGGUCUUGAUGGGGUCAAGUCUUUGGUUUCGAGCUGCCUUAUCAGCCGUGACGGAUACUAAUAAUGGUCACAAAUGACCUUGGAGGCAUUGUACAGAUGGAUGCAUUAUCAUCGGUGGUCUGGAGGACACUUCUUUUUUCUGGAUGCGUAUCAGCGUGUUCAUGCAGCACCGGAGCAAGUUUACCCACUUGGGCUUUUUUGGGAAUGGCAGCAUCAGGUCAUAUAUUGAGCAUGCUUGAGCAUUCCAUGGGUGACGAUUGGUGCUGAGGAUA
Molecule: messenger RNA, 2577 nt
Organism: Exophiala viscosa
Lineage: Eukaryota; Fungi; Ascomycota; Eurotiomycetes; Chaetothyriales; Herpotrichiellaceae
Product: cell wall glucanase
Exons: 2
Coding region: 110-2314 (734 amino acids)
Biological process (GO): cell wall organization
Cellular component (GO): cell surface; extracellular region; fungal-type cell wall
Molecular function (GO): glucan endo-1,3-beta-D-glucosidase activity
Source: RefSeq, a predicted model, not a curated record